Boeremia exigua is the source of this 1029-nucleotide messenger RNA. RefSeq names its product velvet factor-domain-containing protein. The coding region runs from base 1 to 1029 and encodes 342 amino acids. The transcript has a single exon. NCBI's taxonomy places the organism in Eukaryota, Fungi, Ascomycota, Dothideomycetes, Pleosporales, Didymellaceae. The record is from RefSeq and is a predicted model, not a curated record.
AUGUCGCUCCUCUCCUAUAAUCCGGGCAGCUUCCAAAUCUUCGUGAAGCAGGAGCCUUCAGAGGCCCUGGUUGUAGCUAAGGGGAAGGAGAAAGCUCGCAAAGCCAUCGAUCCGCCACCCCUCGUUCAGCUUGAGGUGAAGCCUAGCGUCGAUCCUCAGAAGAACUACCUCCAGAACCCGUAUCUGUUCAUGGUAGUCAGUCUGUACAAACCUGACCGCGAUGAGCCUCUACCCGGCCCCGACUCCUUGACGGGCACUCUAUCGUCCUCACUGCAUCGCCUCAAAGACCUUGACAACUCGGACAUGGGACUGUUUGUGUUUGGAGACGUCUCGGUCAAGAUGCUUGGGUCCUACAGGCUACACUUCCGCCUAUACGAGUUCUGUCCGGACACGUUCAAUUCUCAAUAUUUGACAUCCGUAACGAGUAAAAAGUUCAGUGUUCUGGCGCCCAAGGAUUUCAGAGGCAUGGAUCAGUCUUCACACAUCAGCCGCUUGAUUGCCGACCAGGGAGUCCGUCUCCGCUUGCGCAAAGAGGCCAGAGCUGCAGCUGGGUCGAAACGUCCGUUCCCUUAUGACAGCCCUGUCAGCAUCGCACAAGCUCACCCACCACUCCCCAAUGAGUACUCGUCCUCCUACGAGGGGGAGCAGUCACCAACGAAGCGCGAGGGCACGUACACAUCGAACGAGGUUCCCAGCCAGUCCGCUAUGGAGCAACCUUAUGGUGCCCAGCCUCCAUACAAGCGCUCUUAUCCGUCGUACCCUGUCGUCGGGCAGCAUUCUGCCAUCAAUUCUCCUUACUCCAUGAUGAGCCAUUCGAGUAUGGUCGGGCACCACGCUAGCCUCAUAAAUCCAACAAAUGUCCUGGCCUCGAACGCGAACUCAGCAUACCCUGUCGACAACACCAGUCUGUACACCACCGCCACUUACCCAAGCUCUAGUUCUGCCUAUCAGGGCACUUCCGCUCAAUACCCGAGUACCGGUUAUUCCGGCGUGUACUUCAACGGCUACGAGAACAACAUCCCCCGCUGA